UGGAUUUAAAUCUCGCGGGAUUUGCAUUGAUUCUAUUGGAAGGUUAACAAGUAUCACGCAUCUGUCUUUUUCUGAAUGCAAGAAUCUGCAUAAGCUUCCGGAAUUUAUUGGACAAAUGGAAUUAUUGGUUGAGUUGAAUUUAAAAUUCUCAGGGAUUUCCAUUCUCCCUUAUUCCAUUGGAAGGUUAAAAAAUCUUGGAUAUUUGCUUUUAGCUUACUGCAAUAAUCUACAUGAGCUUCCGAACUCUAUAGGAGAACUAAAAUCAUUGGUCGAGUUGAAUUUAGAUAGCUCGGGGAUCUUCAUUCUCCCUGAUUCCAUUAGAAGGUUAAAGAAUCUCAAGCAUUUGCUUUUAUGUGGAUGCAAGAAUCUUGUUGAGCUUCCGAACUUUAUCGGGGAAUUAGAAUCAUUGGUCAUAUUGGAUUUAGCAUUUUCAGGGUUAUUCGUUCUCCCUGAUUUCAUUGGAAUAUUAAUAAAUUUCAUGCAUUUAUCUUUUUCUGAUUAUGGAAAUGCACUUGGCCUUAAGUCCUUUGUUGGGGAACCAAAAUCAGAGAUUAAGUUGGAUUUAAAUCUCCGCGGGAUUUGCAUUCUCCUUGAUUCCAUUGGAAGGUUAACAAGUAUCACGCAUUUGUCUUUUUCUGGAUGCAAGAAUCUGCAUAAGCUUCCGGAAAAUGGAAUUAUUGGUCGAGUUGAAUUUAGAAUCCUCAGGGAUCUCCCUCCUCCCUGAUUUCAUUGGAAAUCUGAAAAGACAAAGUCUUAAAGGUGGCAUACACAGAGAUACACAUGAUACCUUGUACUCUUGGAGGGGUGGAGACAUUGGAAGAGCUCGAUGCCUCGUUUUGUCCAUAUCUCAUGGAUGAAAUCCCACAGAAAAUGUGGAGCCUAACCCGUAUGAGGAUCUUGGACUUAGAUGGGAGCCCAAUCUCUACAGUGCCAAGAAUGAUCAAUGGUUUCUCUAGUCUUCAAACCCUUAAAAUUGCCAGCUGCCAGCUUUCCCCAUUGCCAAUGCUUCCCUCAAGUUUGAAAUGCCUAGUGGUUGCAGCUGCUAAAUUCCCUGUUCUUCCCGAUCUCUCCAACCUAGUUCAUUUACAUCAUCUCGAAGUGCGUCAUCUCGAAGUGCGUAGACUUCAUAUGACAUUUUGGUCUCCGGCAGACAUUACCUCGCCUUGGGAGGACGUGCAAUCCAUCAAUCGGCUUCCACUUAGUUUAUCAACAUUGAAACUUCACUCUAUCCCGCAAUUGCCAGAUAAUUUUAACUUCCAAAGCUUGUCGAUUCUAUCUAUCAGCAAAUGUCUGACAGCACACUUGCCCGAUCUAUCGCACUUGAAGGGGCUACAAGAGUUACGGCUCAGUGACUUCCCCGAACUGGUGGAGAUUCCAGGUUUGGGGGAAUUGGAAUUACUGAUGUUUCUGCACAUUGCCAUGUGUGAUGUGAUCAAACAAUUGCCUAACCUGUCGAAGUUAAAAAAUCUUCUGCGUCUGGAGGUAAAACAUUGUGCAAAGUUGAGAGCUGUCGAAGACUUGACAGAGUUGAAAAUUCUGAAGAAUGUGGAGAUCAGAAAUUGCAUGUCCUUGGAAAAGUUGCCCGAUGUGUCGGCAUCCACCAAGUUGGAGACAGAAUGGACGCCACCAAAACCUGCAGAGCACACCAUUCAGCCAGCAAAGCGAUUGCGACUUUCGUUGGACUAGUAUGAAAGCCCUGCAGAGCUGGCUUGGAAUAAAGGCCAAGGAAGAGUUGGCUGCGAGUAUUCAGAGUUUUGAAGCCCUGCCGUGGAAUAAAAGCCAAAUUUGCAACACCCGUUCACCACCGACAUGAACUAAUCUAGGCAGAAGUAUUGGGUCUCGAUCCUGGAGAAAUCGAUGUUCCAUUUGUUGGGGGUCCUGUAAAAGCGACAACUUUACUCUUUACCUCUUUAAUCUCAGGCUAAAGCUGAAGCUGCCUCUGCAACUCUCUCUAUGGCAGGCUUAUGCUGUUGUGAAGUUUGCCAAUGCAUGCCUGCGUGGGUUGAGGGGCAAUGCUGGCAUUGUCGAAGUGUGCAUUUGUUGCUUCUCAGGGGAAAGAGCUUCCAUUCUUUGCAUCCAAAAUCGCCUCGGUCAUACUGGGGCUGAUUAGGUUCUUCCCUCGGCCUGCUGAAGGAGUGCAAAAGAGAUGGUUGGGAAAGGCAAAGAAAGAGUUAACAGCGAGCAUUCAGAAGGGACGUGGCUUGUCCAAGGAAAAAGGCGUCCCCUGCAUAGUUUCCCGCUAUUUUCUACUCAAAAUAGGUACUUGGGAAUAAGUGGUUCAAACCAAACAAGAUAUCCAAGUUUUUUUUUGCCUACGUGGCAUAGAGGUUUUUCUUUUCUCACAUGCAAUGUACUCAAAUGUUGGUCUAUGUAAUAACAUGGUGGACUGAUGUUGGUGUAUAUCAUUGUACUAUGUCCAUCUUUCUCGUGUUUCCAACUUUGAGAUGCACCUGUAAUGUCGCCUCCAAGUAGCACUAUUAGUUGUGCAAUGCUGCAGUAAGCAAAUGGUAGACAGAGGGUGCUGCGUUGGGCUUGCAGUUUAAGGGACUCGAUCGCAGCUUCUUGUGGCUUUAUCCAGAAGCUGUGACGGACAAAUGAGCAAGAGAGCCAUCAUAGAGGCUCUUCUUCGGUGUUGGGCAGGGGGGAGUUUCGGAAUUUUUCAAUCUGUAGAUGCGUCUAUCACCAGCAGCAAUCCUCACGCCAAGUUUUUACACCCAUGGAGAGGACAACUCGCAUCCGUAACGUAUUGCCAAGAGAGUAAACCGGUUUAACCGGUUUGGAACCGGUUUCGAAAUCGGUUCUCAGUCUCUUUUGCUACUUGCAAUGGCACCAGCCGUCACCAUAUCAGAAGUUCGAGGCGUUCCUGAGUUUCAGGGGACUGAUGCUCGGACAACUUAUACUGGUUGCUUCCGCAGUACAAUGGUGGAGAAAGAAAUCCGUGUCAAAGACGACGAAGAGCUCCAAGUUGGUCAGAAGAUUGGUGGAAACGACACUAACAUCCAUAAGGAUUCUCUUACAAUGCGUGAUUUGUGCAUAUGGUAGAUUGCACUUCAAAGUCGGACGGGAGAGCAUCACUAUACAAUUUGGUUUUGAGCUUGACAUCAUUUGCCUCCACCUUGAAUUUUGGAUCUGGAGACGGAUAUGUCAAGCUUAAAAUCAAAUCCCGUCACUUCUGUCUCUCCCCAGUAGGAAAGAAAAGGUUAAAAAACAAGCAGUAUGAGCACUCUGUGUGGGUCUUAGUAAUGACUUAACACUUGAAGAAUUAGCCCGUUUGCCAAAGCCUAGGAUUCUUGAAGGGGGAAGAAUUAACUCCAUAGGCAACUUUAAAAAAUCUUCUUCGUACUUUGAGAUGGCUUGCUUGGCAUCAUUGCCUGCAGCAUCUUUUAGCGAUGAAAUAUUCACCUGCUGUAUUUGGUCAUGCUCGACUUUCCACAAGGCAACAUCACUGACUGACUGAGGUGGAUAGAGGAAAAUUGAGAUGGUGAAAAAGUUGAAAGUUCUAAAUUUUACAUGGUGCAGAGUGUUAACCAAGACAACUGAUUUUUCUGAGUUUAGCAAUUAUGAGAAAUUGAUUUUCACUUGGUGUGUGAUGUCUGCGGUUGAUAGCCCAAUCGCUGAGCUAAAACUGCUAAGUAAGUUGAAUAUUGAGGGAGGCAAUUCCCUCCAAGUGUUGUAUGUUGUAUGAAGAAAUCAGUUCUCUAGUAUACUUGUUAGAGAUUAUUGUGUGCUUGACAGACAAACUAUUCAAGCUUUGUGACACUAGGAAAUCUAAAAUCUUUGACGAAUUUGAUUCUAGUAGCAGUCAACUUCAUCACUUUAUUGGAAGGUUAAUGGAUCUCGUGCAUUUGCGUUUGCUUGCAUGCCAUAUAAGCUUUUGAACUCUAUUGGGGAACUAGAAUCAUUGGUCCAAUUGGAUUUAGCCCAAUUCUAUUGGAAAUCUAACGAGACUAAAAGGUCAUUAGGGUGCCACACACAAAUACACACGAUACCUUGUGCUUUUUGUGGGGGUGGAGACACUUGAAGUGCUCAAUGCCUCGUUUUGUUACUAUCUCAUGCAUGAAAUCCCAUGGUAAAUGUGGAGGCUGAGCCUUCUGAGGAUCUUGGACUAUAGAUGGGGCCCCAAUCUCUACAAUGUUAUCAUAGGUCAGUGGUUUCUCUAGUCUGCAAAUGCUUAAAAUUGCAAGCCAAAGAGCUUCCCUCAAGUUUGAAAUGUCUACUGGUUGAAGUUGUUGGAUUCCCUGUUCUUCCCAACCUGUCAAGCCUGGUUCAAAGUGUGUGGAAGACAUCCAUCUAUUGCAUUUUGGUGUGUGAAUGACGUUAUUUCGCCUUGGAAGGACAGGCAGUCCAUCCAUCGGCUUCCAUGUACCUUAUCAACCUUGAAACUUGGCUGGAUCCUGCAAUUGCCAGAUUUUUGCGACUUCAAAAGCUUGUCGGUCCUCUCUAUCAGCAGAUGGCAGUUUCCACACUUGCCCAUCCUUAUAUACUUGGAGAGUUUAAGGGAAUUGGAGAUAUCGUGGUGCGAAUUCCUGGAGAGCACAUGUGAUCUAUCUUGCUUGAAGAGGCUACACAAAUUACAGCUCAAUGACUUACCCAAACUGGCGGAGAUUCCAGGUUUGGGGGAACUGGAAUUACUGAAGUUUCUACACAUUUCCAGGUAUAAUGCAAUCAAACGAUUGCCUAACCUGUCAAAGUUCAAAAUCUACAGCAUCCCAAGCUAGAUGGUUGUGAAAAGAAGAUAGUUGUCAAAGGCUUGAAAAGAGUUGAAUUUAUUGAAGAAGGUGGAGAUUGCACAUUGCAUACCCCUGAAAAGUUUGCUGGAUGUGCCGGCUGGCAAUUGCGAUUUACAGCGUUGCAGGACAAAUAAACCUGAAGCAGAAUGCAUCAUCUUGAAAAUGCAAGGACUUCCAAUGAAAGCACAUCAUGUACGGAUUUGAGCUUGUGCUAUAUAAGCUGGACGAGCAUAGAAGGUGUGGAAGUAUAGCCUGGUCAAAAUCUUCAGGUGCGUUUUGAUUACAUCAAAGGAAAACAGAGGUUUUCAUUUCGGCUUUUGUUUGCUAAACUGUUGAACUGAAUUGGAAAAGAGGCAAAGAAAGAGUUGGCAGCGGGUAUAUAGAAGGGCAUUCCGUUUAUCAAAGAGUGAGCGCGUGGAUUGAAGAUGAAGAUGUGGAUUUUUCGUGAGAAAAAAGAUGUACUCUACAUAGGUUUCUACUCAUCUCUCUACUCAAAGUUGGUUCCUUGCGCUAAUGUGUAAGUGAUUCAGAACUGGAACUAGGAAGAUAUGAAAGUUUCCUUUCGCAUAGUCGGUGUAAAAAAAGCACUUAAGUUUGGUUUUUCUUUUCCUGCAUGCAACGUUCUGAAAUGGCCAUUUGUGUAAUUGACGGAUGUUUGUGCAUCAUUGCUUGAC
Messenger RNA from Eucalyptus grandis, 5404 nucleotides. RefSeq lists its product as uncharacterized. The record is from RefSeq and is a predicted model, not a curated record. Lineage: Eukaryota; Viridiplantae; Streptophyta; Magnoliopsida; Myrtales; Myrtaceae. Bases 781 to 1686 code for a protein of 301 amino acids. The transcript is spliced from 11 exons.